Messenger RNA from Pteropus alecto (black flying fox), 4184 nucleotides. It is a transcript of the gene HADH, whose product is annotated as hydroxyacyl-CoA dehydrogenase. Gene Ontology annotation, cellular component: mitochondrion. Gene Ontology annotation, molecular function: (3S)-3-hydroxyacyl-CoA dehydrogenase (NAD+) activity; NAD+ binding. The record is from RefSeq and is a predicted model, not a curated record. The coding region runs from base 171 to 1109 and encodes 312 amino acids. The transcript has 8 exons. Gene Ontology annotation, biological process: fatty acid beta-oxidation. Lineage: Eukaryota; Metazoa; Chordata; Mammalia; Chiroptera; Pteropodidae.
GUCUGGUGACGCCCAGAGAGCGCCGGCGGCGGAGCAGUCUGGGCCUCCGCGCUCGGAAGUCAGCUGGCUGCUGGUAGCGCGCUGCAUGCAGUGUUUUGCUCGUUCUUGUGCCGCUUGUUUCCUCAGCCUCUGCCUCUCCUCCGUCUCCUCUGCCGCUCCGGCUCCGCACCAUGGCUUUCGUAACCAGGCAUUUCAUUCGCUCCAUGGCUUCUUCAUCCACCGCCUCGGCCAAGAAAAUCGUCAUCAAGCACGUGACGGUCAUUGGCGGCGGGCUGAUGGGCUCCGGCAUCGCGCAGGUCGCUGCAGCAACGGGCCACACAGUAGUGUUGGUGGACCAGACAGAGAACAUCCUGGCAAAAUCCAAAAAGGCAAUUGAGGAAAGCCUUAGGAGAGUGGCUAAGAAGAAGUUUGCGGAGGACCUGAAGGCUGGUGAUGAAUUCAUGGCGAAGACCCUGAGCAGCAUAUCGACCAGCACAGACGCAGCGUCUGUGGUCCACAGCAUGGACCUGGUGGUGGAGGCCAUCGUGGAGAAACUGGAGGCGAAGAAUGAGCUCUUCAAGAGGCUGGACAAGUUUGCUGCCGAACACACAAUCUUUGCCAGCAACACUUCCUCGUUGCAGAUCACUAGCUUAGCCAAUGCCACCACCAGACAGGACCGAUUUGCUGGGCUCCAUUUCUUCAACCCAGUGCCCGUAAUGAAGCUCGUGGAGGUCAUUAAAACACCAAUGACCAGCCAGAAGACAUUUGAAUCUCUGAUGGACUUCAGCAAAACCCUGGGAAAGCAACCUAUUUCUUGCAAGGACACGCCCGGGUUUAUUGUGAACUACCUGCUAUUGCCAUACCUCUUGGAAGCGAUCCGGCUAUAUGAACGAGGUCAUGCAUCCAAGGAAGACAUCGACACUGGCAUGAAGUUGGGAGCUGGGUACCCCAUGGGUCCAUUUGAGCUUCUCGAUUUCAUUGGGCUGGAUUCUAUGAAGUUCAUCAUCAAUGCAUGGCAUGAGAUGGAUCCACAGAACCCCUCCUUUCAACUCAGUGAAUCCUUGAAUAAGCUGGUGGCAGAGAAUAAGCUUGGCAGGAAGACUGGGGAAGGAUUUUACAAAUACAAAUGAUGUGCAGCAUCUCUGGCUCCGGGAAGACUGUAAGCUCAUACCAGCAGCUGCACCAAGGGCCUGUGGAAACGCUCUUGGGUCAGACCUUCCCUCACACGGCACAGUCUGUUUGAUGCGCAUUUUGAUUGUAACCUAGCUGUAGUGAUUAUUUACACAUAGCAGAGUCCUCCAUUGAGAACUAAGUCCCUUUUUUCGUCUGUUGAUUUCUGUGUAUUUUCUAAAAAGCUUUAUACCCUUGGUGCCUUGGAGCAGUAAUGUCUUUUGAACCUUGUCAUUUUCAUAAAGCAUUGCCUGAAUUCAUUCACUUGUAAAUGAGGAAGCACUUUUUCCAAAAGUGUGCUGCGGUUAUCGCUGCCACAUGGGAGGGUCACGAUCUCUGACACGUCCAUGAUGUGCCUGUGAGGUACGGCGGGUAGCAGCACUGCAGCUUGCCUUUAUGAGAACAUGUGCUGCCUGCAGCUUCAAGCCUUACCCUACAUUCUGUACAUGACGUAAGUGUCAUGUCUUUAUUCAGCUUAUCAUCAAGAUGCUGCUGCUAGAUUGGCAGGAAUAACUCCAUGUGUUUGGUUUGCAGAGGGGUUUCAUUUACAUCCAAAAUCUGAACGAUGAUUGUCUUUUUUUAAUAAGAAAUUAUGCCUAUAAGUUAACUCUAAUAAAAUGCAGUCUUUUAAUCUGUGAAAAUUUGAAUUGCAAUAAACUUGUAUAAUUUUAAAUGAUAAUAUGCUUAAAUGGUUAUAAAAGUAAAGGUUGGUAAUUUAGACAAAAGCUGUGCCCCUCUUCUUUGGCCUGUUGCUAUUUUUUAAAGUGGCAAGAGGUGUUCAUGUGUGACCUGCCUGCAGCUGUCACUCCAUAUUUCUUACCAGUAAAGCAAUGUUGAGGGCACAGAAAACAGUUUUUAAGGAGCAUCUGUUUCUUCUUUGCCAACAAAGAGAAGUAAUGUAACAUAAGCUUCUUUUAGUCAUUGGCUUGAGAAGGUGUCUUCCAAGACAAUUUUGAAGCUAGAAAGACAUUAGACCCUGAGGGUCCAACGGCCUCAUUAACGAAGACCCUCAGUUACCUGCCGAAAGUCACCAGAAAUUUUGUAGCAGAGUCAGGAUUAGAACUGGGUUUUGAUGAAAACAUUAAGUAUAAAAUAGCAAAUUUGAAAAUCUCAACUCCAAACUUUCAAACAGGACUAUCCCCACAAUGAGCAUCCUUGUUUGGUGUCCUGGGUUGUAGUUCUAAUGGUCAAGGGAUUUUUUUUUUUUUUUUUUAACUAGAAUCUAACUAUAGCAUAAUAGGAAAAUAAAUAUGUUCAUACAUUCCUACCACACAUAGACCCUGGUUUAGGAAACUUUUAGGUUAUUCUUAUAAAACAUUUCUUAACCAAAAAAAGGAAGCACCUGUGAUGCCUCUACCAUUUCCAUUACUAAAGGUUGCCCUUGAGGCCUGGCAGCCCCUGCUCAUCUCUGGCUGGCUGUGACCUUUGACCUGAGCCCUGGGCUUAGGAUGGGGCCUCAUUUCCUUGUUGCUGACUGGUGCACCCCUAGGAUUUGGGCCCUUGUCCUGGAAAUGGCGGGGCUCUAGACUCCUGAAUGUCAGGGCAGAGAACUCACAAUGUGGCCAACAGCCUGCCAGGAUGUGUGGGUUGGGGUCACAGUGAUCUUUUCUGGCUGAGGUUUUGAAUGCACUUUUAGCCUACCAGCGAGUCGGAAAGCUUGGCCUCUGAGCAUUCUUUUAUCAUUUUCAAAAGUUUUUUUCCUGCAUCAUGUUUGGGACCAGGAAGGGAUUUUGAACAUCCUCUUAACACAUGGGAGUCCUCAGUCCAGUACUCCGUGCCUCUGCUUUCUUGGGGGACCUUCCGCUGCCCACCGAGAGCUCCAGCUCCUUGGGGAGAAGGAAGGUCUCAGCAGUCAGGUUCUCUGCUUCUAAAUAAAAACCAGCUGUUGCUGUUUGCUGGGGUCUGCAUUGCAAAUGGCCUCUGCAAGACCCCCAGGGGUUGGAUUGGCCUUCACUGUACUGGCAGCACUUGUCUGGGUGCAGAUGCGGGGCGUGUCUCCACGGCUGCAUUUUCUCCCCGCAGCCCCAAACUCUCCUCCCAACAGCCCCCGGGGGUCUUUCAUCAGAUCUUGAAAGUAACUACCAAGUUUUUUUAGGUCAAGAGGAUACUUUUUUCCCCUCUCCCCAGUACUCCCUUCUCAGUGAUAUUUAUACUCCUAUAAUAAAAAUGAAAAUUUGAAAUUAAAAGCAAAGCCAUGCAAUUGAUAAAAUGGCAUGUUGGAAAAAGUGAAGUGAGCCUCUCAGCACAGCCAUCACCCCAGACUUCAUUUACAUUUAGCAAGACGACGUUCUCUGAAGAGUACUUUGAAUGCUUGUGAAGAUGUCUUUGUGAAAUAAAACUUCUGGCCCUUUAAUGUCCAUAAGAUUCACUGUUAAUUACAGCCUCUCGGGCAAAGUGGUUGGCUAGCUCCUUUUGACAUCAAUUUUAAGGUAUAUUUCUAGUCUGGGGACUAUAAAUGGCACUGCGUGGGGGUCAGAUGGCACCGGAUCUUGGAACUGAGAAACUACAGUAUAAAACCAGGUGGUAUAAAGUGAUUCCCCGCUGAGUGCUGUUAUAUAGCGAGUUUUCUGACUCUUAACUAAAAGUCAGCUUUCAGAAGCUCAUUUGAGACUCAACCGCUAAUCGGCGUAAAGGGUAGAACUAAUAUGUUAGUCACUGCUUAUACAACAUACACUAAUUACGCUUUCUGGGUUUGCCAGUUAUACAUUUCACUCAUUUGAAAUAAGCUUCUGUCUUGAGUCACCUUGAUUUUAAUCCCUUUAACAUUUUAACCUAAGUAACCAAUUACAUCUACCAAAAAUACAAGGUGUGGCUAUAAUUUUGUGGGACUAAUUUUCUUGUAAACAGAUAUUGAUGUUACAUAAAUAGCAACCUAAAAAAUGCUUUGAACGAUAGAUAUGUUUUGCUUUCGACCCAUUUGGUUGUGUAAAUUCUGUUUUUGAAAUCAGUCUCAAUAUUUCCUAAUCACAGUUUUUAUUUCUACUGCAGAAUGAAAUUUAACUCCUGAAAUAAAGAAAAAUUAUCAUUGGUACGAA